AUGGAACUUUGGGUUCCAAUUGCCGCCACCCGAUCAGAAAGUGACAAUUGGUUAGCAGCUAAACCAUCACUGCGGUCGCUUAUGACAAAGUUGUUGUCUCCUCAAGCGGUUCAUAUCGUCGCGGAAUGGAUGACGAAUAAAUAUGGUCUGGUUCUGAAGGUGGAUUCUGAGACAGGCAAAGUGGUGGAGUCUCUCCAUGAUCAGACGGGACGCGUUUCCGAUGUGUCGAUGGCGAUCGAAGACGGUGAUGGAAAUCUGCUCCUAGGGAGCGACUCGAACUACUACCUAGCCAGGCUUAAACUCUGA
Messenger RNA from Ostertagia ostertagi, 306 nucleotides. Lineage: Eukaryota; Metazoa; Nematoda; Chromadorea; Rhabditida; Trichostrongylidae. The record is from the annotation of a GenBank genome assembly.